AUGUGCAAAGUUACUCACGUUGAGCUACGAAAACUGGCGGUGGAUGCGGUCAUUCUGCUUAUCAAGCGGGUCAUUAUUACCACAACACCAACGAAGAAUUUCUGGAAUAACCCAGAACUGACUCGACUGGUCUUGGAACCUCUAACACAACUGACGGAUAUUAAAUUCAAUGAUGUUCAAGAAAAGCAGUUGCAAUGCGUUCAGUACCUCCUCAAUUGCUAUGGUGAUGAGAUUAGUGAAAGUUGGCUUCGAUUUAUUAACAUUAUCGGGGCAAUCGGCCAAUCUCAUAGUGACAAACACAUUCGUUCAGCGUUCCAAUGUUUUCAACUCGUUGUAACAGACUAUCUGCCUACGCUGAAUCUGAAUUGCUACCCAGCGUGUGUGGACACUGCGGCCAAGUUUGGUCACCAAGAGUACGAUCUGAACAUCGCGUUGGCAGCCGUUGGUUCACUGCUCCACCUGACGGACUUUCUGUUCCAACGCGAGCGCUCAACCUCGGAGGAGGCGAGGCAGAUAGAGCAACUGUGGGUGACGGUCUUCCGUCACCUCUCUGCUCUCGUCCGCGAUCGGAGGCCUGCGAUGCGAAAGUCGGCCGGUCAGACCCUCUUCAAUGCUGUCGAAUGUCACAGCGCUAAGUUUGUUGAGGACACAUGGUUUGAACUCCUUUGGACAGUCUUCUUUCCGUUGCUUUCGGAUGUGCAGGAGUACUGUGCCAAUGCGCCAAUGGAGAAGGAGGGCCGCAGUGGCAGCCUCCUCGUUCACCAUUCUCGUGACACUGCAGCGAAGCAGUGGGCCGAGACUGUAGUGUUAACCCUUUCCGGUGUCGCGCGCUGUUUCGUCUCCAAGCAAUCGCAACUCGUCUCUCUUGAGCGAUUUUCUGAGAUCUGGGAACGGUUGCUCUUCAACGCAGAAAGGGCUGUUCUCACACCGAAUUCGGAGAUUGCUCAGAACGCCCUUUCGACUCUAAGGAUCUUACUGGAUUUUGAUACUUCGCAGUGUUCAGCUGACAAAUCAAUGGCCACGUGGCUGGCCUUUUGGCAAACUUGGGUAUCCAUUGGAGGGCACUUUAUUGAGUUCUUCUCUUCCAGCAACCUCUCUGAAGACGCCAAGAAAAGUGACCUCUCUCAAGUACAAAGUGCAGUUCUACAAAAAUCUGCCGCAUCCACCUUUGGCCCCGAUUUCUUCGCUCUCUUCUUUGAUCUGUUUCCUCCACUGUUCCCAAGGAUUCAGCAAAACUUCAAUGGUUCAUUCUUUGCUGAAUUUAGCAAAAUUGCAAGUCAGGGUGUCCUGGGUCCCCUCUUUUUAAACCACAAAAUCUCUCUGUUGAGUGUGAAUGGAUCUGAAAAGGCGGCAACGACGACAACACCUUCCUUUAUGUUCUCCGCUGCCAACAUUGUCGACGAGCAGGGUCUCACACAAACACAACGAUCUGUCUUUAACUGCCUUUUAGUAGUUGCUGAGGUGGAUGCCAUACCCAUGAAUUACAUUGUCUUCGCUGAGAAGUGUUUGGAGUUAGCUACACAACUGUACAAGACUUUUGCAAAUUCCGACAUCCUCCGUAAUGCGAAUGGCCUAUUAAAGAUGGUAGAAGCGUUACACGUUCCGUUGGCGGCAAAGUACAAGUGUCAGUGUCGGUCCACUUGGCUGCUCGCUAGUAAGUGCUUCAUGGACACCAUCACGGUUGGAGUUCCAAUCGCCACAAAACAAAAAUCUUCACCCCUAAAAACGACAAACGGUGACUUGUGGGACAUGGUCUACGUCACGAUUCGAGAUUUUCUUUUCUGUCAGAACCAACCAGUUGAACCACUUUCCGGUGAAGAAUUUCAACAACAUGAAGCACUAGACUGCAAAUUUAUCGAGUUAAUCUGUGACCAAUUCCUGUCCCGACCGGAGGGCUUACCUCCGAGGUUCAUAGAGCAAUUAGUUGGUGUGUUGGGUCUGGGCUCAGUGGAGGCGUCAAUCAGCAGCGCUGACUUCGCUCUUCUUGACCCCAAUACCUUGCGUCCCAGUCCACUUACACCUCCUCCUCCAGCCUUCGCUAGUCUCCAGCCUUUCGUUCACCGCUCCGCCACCAUCUUCAUUGCCUCUACCACUGGUGCCGGUGAUGCCGCCCCUUUCAUGGCCUCUGCCGAUGCGGAUCUGCGUCCCUUCGUCUCCAGAGAGAAAUUCAUGCGUCAAUGUUUUGAGUCCUUGCUCUCCUUUGCCUUCUUUCAGAGUGACUUUUCUCUCUGCAACAGCUCUGUCUCCCCGCUGUCUACCUUGAGGCUCCAAACAAUCGGGAAUAGACCAUAUAUGCUCUGUCGUACUGCCAUUCGAGAUGUUUUGGAUCGAUGCAGGUUCAUCCUCCAACGCUUCGUCAAGUCGACCCAGUUGACUGGAAAGUGUCCUUUGCCACGGGACUUGCAUUUUCUAUUUGCAUUUCUAUUUAACAAUCUUGGAUUUUUCUCUUCUUACGGGCCGCCCAGCGCGAAAUUAUCGGAGGUCACCUUCGCAAUCCAAGCUCUGACCGUUCUCCUUACAAACUUUACAACUCCUCCAACGAAUUCAAAGAAUUCGAGUGAGUUUUUGAGUCACCCGCAUUGUACUAAACUUACUUCAUUUUCAUCCUCUGAAAUUGCAGUUGAUGCCAGCACCUGGAAUUGUGUUAUUGACAUCUACCCUCUGGUGGUAGAUUGCAUCUUCGUGGCUGAAUCUUCGCAGCUCCUGCCAGGAAUACACAAACUCUUGCAGCUCUAUGGACGUCUGUUACAGCCUAAGGUGAACCGUACAGUAGAUUCACCCUAA
Molecule: messenger RNA, 2784 nt
Organism: Hydatigera taeniaeformis
Lineage: Eukaryota; Metazoa; Platyhelminthes; Cestoda; Cyclophyllidea; Taeniidae
Source: the annotation of a GenBank genome assembly